Molecule: messenger RNA, 3538 nt
Organism: Chelmon rostratus (copperband butterflyfish)
Lineage: Eukaryota; Metazoa; Chordata; Actinopteri; Chaetodontiformes; Chaetodontidae
Product: endonuclease domain-containing 1 protein-like
Exons: 2
Coding region: 58-960 (300 amino acids)
Molecular function (GO): nucleic acid binding; metal ion binding; hydrolase activity
Source: RefSeq, a predicted model, not a curated record
AAAGUCUGUGUGGAGGCUUUAAACAGCAGCGAGCACCACCAGCCUUCAGUGGUCGUAAUGUCGUGUCACUGCGCUCUGUCUGUGGCCGUCCUGGCCUUCGCUGGACGCUGGUGCCUCGGUGCAGCCGAUGUUGGCGAUUUCGCUCCGUGCGUGCGGGUCUUCUACAAGUCGUGGCCUCCUAAAGGUCUGGCCGGGACCCCGAUCUGCCAGCGUUAUCACAACCAGUACCGCUUUGCCACGCUGUACAGUCGACCACGCCGCGCUCCGUGGUUCUCAGCCUAUUUGUACUCUGCACCAACAGGAAAGAGACCCCACUCAACCUGGAAGUUUGAGCCACAGCUAGCCUACCCAGAGGCUGAUGGCAACAUGGUCCCCUUCCAACCGGGCCCUCUGGACCAGAACGUGGUGGACAGCCAGGCGGUGGAGCCAGACUACAUUAAUUCCACAUAUUCUCGGGGCCACUUGAACCCCAGCCUUCACCACCAGAGCCACGAGGAUCGCGCUGCCACCUUCACCCUCACGAACGUAGUUCCUCAGAAGGUGGGCUCCAACGACGGGCCCUGGGAAGCUCUGGAGCAGACUGUCAACAAAACCCUGCAGGCCUACUGUCUCGGAGAGGCUUACAUAGUGACUGGCAUCAUCCCUUACCUAAAGGACGAGCGCUGGCUCAAGAAUCAUCGCGUGGCUGUGCCUGAGUACAUGUGGUCCGCCUACUGCUGCCCAAACUACAACAGCAGUCUUCCAGACGAGCUGAAGGAUGAGUUCCCCACAUAUGCCGCCAUCGGCCGCAACGACCGCAACAGCACCGAGGAGAUUGUGCCAGUUAGCGAGACAGCAAAGAAGCAGUUCAGGGGGUAUGAUGUGAGACAGAUGCCUCUGGACACACUGGAGAUGUACCUGAGGGACAGGUUCCAGACUGUUGUCAGCGUUUUUUAUGAGCAGUGCUCUGGAUCAGACUGAUCUGCACACAUGCAAACACAUGCAGACACAAACACACACAGACUACAUUCUGACAAUCAUCAGGUCUUUGAAGUGCUCAUGCUCCUUUAAUUUGGUUCAGACUAAACAUACAGGGUGUGAGAAGACUGAUACCACUUUCAGGGUGAUUAGCUUAGCUUAGCAUAAAGACUGGAUAUGGGGGGAAACAGUUAGCCUGGCUCUGUCAGAAGGGUAAAAAACUAAAAUCUGCCCAUCUUCUCAGUCAAAGCCAAUUUAUGUAAUUAUUAGAACAUAACCUUCCAUAAAGCCUUUUUGUGUUUGUCUCGCACUGCAUUUUAUACAAAUUAAAGAAACAAGAUAAAAUGCAUUCAUCAGUGAGCUUCAGAGGUGAUUUUGGAUGGAGCCAGGCUAGCUGUUUCCUCUUUUUUCCAGUCUUUAUGCUAAGCUAAGAUAACCAGCUGAAGUCAUUUAUUCUAUCAAUCCAUCUCUACUAUAUAGUAUGCAUAAUGGCAUUCUCCUUGUCAGAGUACAUGUAGACUCUAGUGCUCACGCUGCAGGUUUGCAGCCAUACAUGCACCAAGUACUUUGAACCACUAGGUGGCGACCGUGUGCAAUACUUGUAGAUGGUGAAAAGCUGUUUCAGUGCUCCUCUGCUCACUCUCAGUGCAGCUGCAGGGACUUUUCCAUGAAGUUUCAUCUUCUGUGGCAUUUCAAAGAAACACCAGACCUCAUUAUCUUGGAAAUCAACUUGUGUUUUAUCUUAUAAUUUACUAAAUAAUGUCAAUGAUUUUUCAUUUCACGUUUAAAACAGAAACCAAAUUUCAAUGUAUUUUGCAUCACCUGCAUUUUCAUAAGACUUUCUGAAGAUGUGUAAUAAGUAGAAAUUAUAUUUGUGUUUUAAAUCAACAACUAACACAGGCUGAUAAAUUACUGAGAUGACUCAUUUGGACAAACUUGCUCCACAAGUUUGACAGUUCUGAAACUUUGCCAAGACUUUUUUUAUCUUAAUGAUCACUACAACAUGUGUUUACGCAUAUCAGACUCUUUAUUGCAUGAACAGAUGGUAACAAAAGCACAGGUAUAAGGGCUAAACAUAUGCUAACACUACACACUGGUGUGUCAAACUUGAUUACUGGGACAAAAAAUCAUCAUGAGCCUUAGAAAGCCUGCUGUGUGAUUGGAGUGAAGAGCUUGUCCCACAGCUCCACCUUCAUAAUGGCCCUGCCCAUAGGGGACAUGGUGCACAGGAUGUCCAGCUGCUCGCCUUCAUACAUGAGGCAGCUGCCGUGAGCCUCCGCCCGCACAAAGCCCCGCUGCUCCUUGUUGUAAUACAUCUCUUUGUACAGACUCUCGUCGCACUCUUUGCCCUUGUCGUAGAUUCCCACGGCCACCCAGUUCUGGUACAGGUUGUAGUCGUACGGCACAGAGAACAUUAUAGCGAUGGACUCCUUCGCGCCUUUGCUGUUCCUCUCAAACACAUCGUAGGUCAGGACGCCCACUGCACCCGAGGCUUUGGCGCUGGUCUUGCUGAAGUUGCACACCUCAGUCUUCAGUGGUCGCACGGUGGGCUGGGGUGGGCUGUGGCAGUUGCCGCUGUUCAGGUAAACCCUUUUGAAAAUCAAAAAAACAAAGAAAAGUAGUAGAAGAGGGCAACUAGAUAAUGAAUGAGUGCACUUACUGUGAGAAACUGGCAGAUUGUCACUCAAGCUGCGGUUGUAUUUUAACCUCAAACGAACGUGCACUCUGCUAAACAAGUUUGUCUUUCCAGUCUCGCACUCACUUGGGGUCAAUCAGGCAGAAGUUGUUGGUGACGUUGGUGAUCUCGAUGGUGACAUUUCUCCGGCUUUUGAGGUUAGCUGCCACAGCCUCUGCUGAUUCACUCAUCCUGCUGCUGAAGGCUGCGACAGAGCACGACAGGUAAACUGCAGAUCUGUGUUUCUGUGCAUUGGAGCAGCUUCAUGUAUACAUACAGCUGUUAAAGCGCCUAUACAAAAAACAUGGACGUGCUAAAUCCUUCUACUGUACACCACAAAUCACUCAAUAUCUGUCGGUAAACCAGCUUACCUGUCCGGAUCACAGGUGUGCUGCUCGCUCAGGUAAUACCAGCUCUGAAACAGCGGGUUCACUCCUUAGAUGUUUCUUGUUGGGCAAUGUGUGACACCUAAAUCCCGCCCAUAACCGUCUCCACCCACAGCUACGCCCUGUUGCUCACAGUCUCAAACUUUUUGUCCCAUCAACACCUGAGGUUUGUGUCCCGGGUGGAGCCAUCGGUUACAACAGCACCGUGCUGUUUUCUGUCUCUGUAACGCUGUUAUUUUGUCAAACCAGGAGCCGGUUGGUUCAGAUUUCAUGACCACGUCUUGCACCACACUGUCUGUGAAUGCACCACACCUUCUGAGUCCGGGUCCAAGAAGUUUUUACUGUCUGACUGUGAGGACAAACAGUCGGUACCUCCCAAAAACUGAGCUCACUCUAACUGAUUCCUGUUAUAUCCGCUGAAGAGAUUCAAAUCUUUCACUUGUCAUUUUGUCACCUGUUGUUUCUGCAUGCAAACGUUUGUGAUCAUGUGUGAUGAUUCAAAUUAAAGGAAAGACGACAC